AUGGCCGCGACACUCGCGAUGAGCGGCGGCGGUGGCGUGCAGGAGGAUCCCUUCUACCCGCCGCAGAAGGCGAGCCUGCCCGCCGCAGGAUUCUGCCUGGACGAGUCGGCGCUGUUCGCCCUGGACUGCAAGCUCAGCGAACCGGACAAAGCCGGACAGAAUGACUUCACGCAGGCGAAGUGUGAGAUGGACAGGUAUCUCUCCCCCCAGCCUCCCCCCUUCCCGCCUCCGGCGGACAGCCAGCAGAAGCCCCUCAGGGAGGGCGCGUCGGCGGUGGAUCUGUUCUUCGGCGACGAUCACGCCGGCGCUCCCUACACGCUCAACAUGAACGUUUACCUCCCGGACAUGGCCUACCUGAGGAUGGGGCUGAGUCAGCAGGUGCGGCCCCCCCAGCACCAGAGCCACCCGGGCCUGGCGCAGGUCAAGACUGAGGCCGCCUCGUCCUGCUUCUCCCCCGAGCUGCAGCCCCACUGCCCCAACGCCGCCGACCCCGCCGCCGCCGUCGCCAUGGAGGCCUCGGCCGUGAGCAUGACGCUGACCGGUCUGCCGGACUUCAGCAGCGUCUUCAGCCAGCCGGGCGGCGGCCGCGGCGGGGACGCGCUGUCGGAGGUGUUCGUCAAACAGGAAAUGGGCUCGCAGUUCCAGCAGCACGACCUGGGCCACGACGCCAGCGGCUCGCUCUUCCAGCUCCUCAACUCCAGUCUGGAUCCUCAUCAUCAUCACCAUCAUCACCAUCAUCAUCAUCAGCAGCAGCAGCAGCAGCAGCAGAUGCAGCACAGCUCCGGGAUCCACGGGCCUUUCCACGACCUGCCUGCCGCCCCCCCCGCCCCCCGGCAGGAGCAGGCCGCCAAGCCGGCCUACCGCGGCCUGGGCGGCGGCGGCGGCGUGUACUCCCGCCCCCCCGCUCAGGCCCACCCCAGUUUCCUUCAGCAGCAGGCGCCCUACCUGCCGCCCUCCCCGCCCAGCUCGGAGCCGGGGAGCCCCGACCGGCAGAAGGAGCUGCUCCACACCAUGUCCCCCCCGCCCUCCUACGCCGCCACCAUCGCCUCCAAGCUGGCGGGCAGCACCCCGGGGCUGGGGCCCGGCCCGGGGCCCGGCGGCCUGCCGCUGCCCCUCUCCGGGGGUCCCGCGCAGGUCCAGGGCCCAGUCGCCGUCAUUCCCCAAGUCCCCCCCCCCGCCGCAGUAGCAGCGGCGGCCCCCAACCCGGCCCAGAUCCCCCUGCCGGUCCGCUACAACCGGAGGAACAAUCCAGACUUGGAGAAAAGACGGAUCCACCACUGUGACUACCCAGGCUGCAAGAAGGUCUACACCAAGUCGUCCCAUCUGAAAGCCCACCUCAGGACUCACACUGGUGAGAAGCCGUACAGGUGUACGUGGGACAGCUGCGACUGGCGCUUCGCCCGCUCGGACGAGUUGACGCGCCACUACCGGAAACACACGGGCGCCAAGCCCUUCCAGUGCGCCGUCUGCUCGCGCUCCUUCUCGCGCUCCGACCACCUGGCCCUGCACAUGAAGAGACACCAGAACUAG
Molecule: messenger RNA, 1530 nt
Organism: Menidia menidia (Atlantic silverside)
Lineage: Eukaryota; Metazoa; Chordata; Actinopteri; Atheriniformes; Atherinopsidae
Source: the annotation of a GenBank genome assembly